Mya arenaria is the source of this 2156-nucleotide messenger RNA. RefSeq names its product leucine-rich repeat-containing G-protein coupled receptor 4-like. Lineage: Eukaryota; Metazoa; Mollusca; Bivalvia; Myida; Myidae. The transcript has 2 exons. The record is from RefSeq and is a predicted model, not a curated record. The coding region runs from base 512 to 2134 and encodes 540 amino acids. Gene Ontology annotation, molecular function: protein binding.
AAAAGGAAACUUGAUGCGCCUCGGUGCAGGGCAGUCGGUUAUCAUUACAUGUUAAGGCGCCCAUAAUGCAUGUCAAAAUUUCAUUGCCCUCCUUAAAAUAGGGCUAGAUACAUUAUUUUAUGGAUGUUGUAAUUAAAAAAAAGAUGAGUGUUGUGUAACAUCUUUAUAUUUGACAUUUAUUAUGUAAACUACAAGAGAAGUAAAUUAUACUUGUCAGGAUAUUUACAAAAAAAACUUGAUCACAAAGUUUAGACUUUGUUUUUUUGUGGUGCAAGUUUUUGAAACAUUAAUUGAUUUACAGCUGAAAGUCAGUCAGUACUUCCUGGAAUAAUAUCGCAUAAGGAAUUUAAAAAUGUUGGAUAGAAAAACGAGUAACUAUGUGACGAUUUUUCACAGAAAUGAUGAAUAACGGUGGACAUCGCGGUUAUCCCGAGACGCUGGACAACCAUAGCCAACAUACACCUUUCCAGACCCCCGCUACGCAUGACUUCGGUGAGUGAGGACGAGAAUAAUGCUUAUUCGGACAUUAUUACGCAUGCUCCUGUCAGUUACUGUGGUUACAGCGCAUGCGCAGUUCAACUGCCCGGAAAUGGCACCACAGUGCACAUGUAGUAUGGAUUUUACUUGGUGGAAAAUUGAGAACGACUAUGUCAAUCUAAAGACAGUAAACUGUUCCAACAAUAGAUUGUCACAUAUUCCAGAUUUUUCCCAAAUGGAAAGCAAAACAUUCCAUAGACUUCUUUUAAAUAACAAUGCAGUCCGCGUGUUAAAGCGAGAAAGUUUUGCAAAUAUUACUGUAAAUGAAUUAGUGCUGAGAAAGAAUCCGGUCAAACAUAUUCAUAAUGAUGUUUUCCAAGAUCUUAAAGACUCACUGGAAGUAUUGGAUAUGGACAGCAGCAGAAUCAAAAUUGACACAGGACUACCAUUCCUGCAAGGACUUACAAAUCUGAAAGUUCUGGACUUAGGAUACAACCAGUUGAAAAACAAAUACAAAACAUUUCCGUCGGGUAUAUUUGCUGGUCUGGAUUUACUGUCACUACGGACGCUGACGUUGCAAGCUCUACAGAUGUCCAAUAUAGACUCUGGUGCGUUCACUGGUAUAGAACACUUAGAACAGUUGGACCUAUCGUUCAAUUUCUUAUACGAGUUUCCUACUGAACUUUUGAGUCUGAAAAAUCUGAAAGAUUUAAAACUUUAUUCAAAUGACAUAGAAUUUUUAAGAAAUAACACUUUUAAGGGUUUGCAAAACCUGCGUCAACUUCUCAUUGGUGUGAAUGAAAUUGAUACAAUAGAAGAUGGCGCAUUUAAUGAUCUUGAAAAUUCUAUAAAAGAGUUAAACUUUUACCACAAUCCACUUUACAAAGUUCCUUCCGAUGCUAUUAAUGGAUUAAAGAGUUUAACAAAGUUGAGUCUUGUGAAGACAAAUCUGGAAACAGUACCAAAUGGAACAUUUGAUGGUGAAUACCAGUUAACCGAACUUCAUCUGGAUCACAACCCAGGACUACAGUUUUCUGACGAAGGAAUGUUUUAUGGAAUAGAAGAUUCUCUGGAAACUUUAUUCAUACGGACAUUAAAUCUUACACAGUUACCAUUGAACGUUCUCCAACGAUUGUCGAAGCUGAAAUAUUUAGAUGCCUCCAACAAUGCGAUCAAACAGAUUGACAAAGAUUUCUUCAAAGGUCUUCAACUACAAAGCAUACAACUCAGCUGGAAUAAAAUUCGCAAUAUUGACCAUUUGGCUUUUACGGCCUUUGAGAAGGGUGUAGUUAUAAACCUGCACAACAACAAUUUACGUGAUCUGUCGUUCAUACUCGAACUGGACGAGUGUACAUUUGACGAGGUCCAUGUGACAGGAAAUAGUAUCAAAUGCGAUUGUGGCGUUGAAAAGGUGAUCAACAGCGGACUGGUCACGUGGGGAUUGACGGGUGAAUGCUAUGUUGAAGAAGACAAAGGUGUGAAAUGGAUAAACUUUCAAAAUCCUGGCCUUAUGGACCAUUUGUUAAAGUCUUGUCCAAAAACCAAGAGUUACGGAAACUGUCUUCAGUCUGAUUUUGUCUCUGGUACAGAUUGUAACCAAUUAUCGAGCAUAAUAGUGUUUUUGUUGAUAGGAAUUUCAGUUGCAUUAAAUAUAUGAGAUAUUAGCUCUAGAAAUCCUA